Messenger RNA from Paramecium sonneborni, 6542 nucleotides. Lineage: Eukaryota; Ciliophora; Oligohymenophorea; Peniculida; Parameciidae. The record is from the annotation of a GenBank genome assembly.
AUGAACUUAUUGCAUCAGCCAAGAAACAAUAAAAAACGUUUAACAAUUUCAAAAGAAUUGGCUUAGAGAAAGUAAAGCAUUAUUUUACAUAUUUAAUGUAUUUUUAAUUCAUUAAUAUAUUUUAAGCUGGAACUUAAUUAGUUAAGUAAGACUCAUCUUCAAAACUAAACAAAUAAGAGAAAUAAAAUCGAAAAGCAUCAAUUGAUUCAUCACUUCAUUCACAUUCUUCAUUCUUUGUUCAAAAAAAGUUAUAUAUCAAAUUAAAAUAGAAAUCCAAAAGAAAGAGAAAUAGGGGAGUAUGCCGAAUACUAAUUGAAUUCUUCUGAAUUUUCUGAAUAAUCCAUACCAACAAUUCAAUUUGUUAACAUUGAAUCAUAAAAGCCAACAAAAUAAUUUAUCGAUAUAUUAAAUGAUAAGAACCACUAAUUUAAAGAUGAUUUUGAUGAAGAAAUUCAAUAAACAUAAAAGCAUGGAAAAUUAUCAAAAUAUGUAGAACUCUUUGCAUUAGAAUAAGAUUAUCAUUUAGAGAAUGAAGGAGCAUAUGAAAAAAUAAUUAAAAGAUAUGAAAAAUACUAUUAAAGAAAUCCAUUUUAGGAUCCAUUUUACAUUUAAUUAGUACCAUUAAAAGGAACAAAAAGAUUAUUUUAUGAAUUAAAAGUAAAUUUAUAUUUAAUUUUAAGAAAUAUUAAGAUAACAUUAAAUUUUUAAAAUUUAGAAAAUUUGUUGUUUUUUUAUCAUUAAUAUUUCCUAUAUUAGCUAAUGAUAUGAUUAAUAGUAGGAUAUAUAAAAUAUUGAUGACUAUUUUAAUAUUAUUUAAUGUCUUCCUUUUUAUUGUUGUAAAGACAGAACAUAGAGAAGAUACAUUUGAAAUAGAAUAAGUAAUUACAAUACUUUUUAUUAUUGAAAUAAUAGUUAGAAUUUUAGUUUCUGGAUUCUUUUUUACAAAAAAUGCAUUUUUUCUUAGAAUGUAGGAUAUUUAUGAUUUCACUUUAAUAUUUGCUACUACAAUUAAUCUUUAUUAUCCCGAAAUAUUUAUAAUUGAUAUUUCACCAUUGAGAAUGAUAACACUUUUAUUUUAUUUGGGUGAUAUAUUCAAUGAUUUAUAAGUAAUGCUAAAAGCUUUAAAAUAAUCAAUAAAGUUUUUGAUUGAAGCUUUAAUGAUAGUUGGACUUUUUUCUCUUUUUUUUGCAAUAUGUGGAGUAUUUCUAUUUUAAGGAUUAUUUAAUUAUAGAUGUGAAUUUGAAAAUGGUGAUGAAACAGCUGGAUGGAUUUAAUGUCAUUAAAAUUCUUGUUAUGAAGAUGGUAUGAUAUGCAAAUUUACAAAUGAAACUCCUAAAAUGCCAACAUCAUUUAAUAAUGUGAUUUUUUCAUAUGGUUAAAUUUUAAGAACAAUAACAAUGGAUGAUUGGAGUUGGGUAAUGUUUUUUACUAUGAGAAUAUUUCAUCCUUGGAUUUGGAUCUAUUAUUUAUUAAUUAUAUUUGUAGGUGGAUUUUUUGGAUUCAAUUUAGUUAUUGCAGUUCUUAAAACACAUUAUGCAGAGGCUGCAGAAGAAAGUGCUAAAAAAUAAGAAGAGGCUGAAAUUAAUAAAUUGAUUAAAGAUAAUUAAGAGCAUCCAGAAAGAGAACUUAUAAAUGUAUUUGAUGUAGCAUUUUUAAGAUAUAUUGGUUUUUUUUCUACUAUACAAAAGUAUAGAGAAUGUUUUGAAAGCAAAAUCAUUAUGGUUUCAAAUUUAGAAUCAGAAUCAUAAAUGAAUAAAAAUAUGUAAGAAGCAAGAACAUUAUCGGCUGCUUAGAAAAAAUUAAGUGGCCAACAUGUAUUAAAUCUAAUUUAUAAAUUAGAGUUUCGAGAACUAAAGUUUAUUUACUAAAAUAUAGUAAUUUACUAUCAAACAUAUUUUACUAAGAAAAUUUAGAUUACUCAAACUUUAAUAAUUAAAAAUCAACAUUAAGAAUUAUUCUGAGGAUCCUUUAGAAUUAGAAAUUUUAUAAAAACUAUCAAAUACAUCUUAUUCUUCUUUAUAAUCUUAAGUCAAUUAUUAAUUGGAUUAAUGUUUUUCAAGUUAAAACGAUGUUUUAUUAAAAUUCAUGUAUAUUUACAAUAUAUUAUUAGUUAGAUUGAAUUAGCAUUGCAAGAAGAAAAAAAAUUUAAUCCUGAAAAAAUGAGAAAAACAAAAUUUAAACAUUCAUAUCCAAAUUGGUCAAAUUAAGUUAAAUUAAUUAAGAAAUAAGCUUAGUAAUAAAAAUAAUUACAGAGAACCUAUUUUCCUUUAAAAAAAAGAAAACUUAAAUGGAGUAUAAAAUUUAAAUAAGAGGAAGAAAAAGAAUAAGAAGAAACAAGCAAGAAUUCUUAUGAAAUGCUUGAAAAAUUUCCAGAAUAGAAAAAUAAAAAUUAGAAUUAAUAAAAAAAAGAAUAAUAGAAGAGAAAAUCUAAAAAGUUUGCUAAAAUUGUAGAUGGUUAAACUUUGAUAUUUGUUUAAGGUUAUUAUAUAAAUUAUGAUGAAAUAAAAGAUAAAAUCAAUUUAAAAAUUCCAAUAAUCAAAAAUCAUUUGACAAGCAAUUAAUUUAAAUAUCGAAAAUUGAGAGAAAAAGAAUUAUAAUCUGGAAAAAUAAUAAAAAAAAGUAAUUGGUCUGGAAAAGAUAUAUUAACUUUAAAUACAAAAAACCUUGAGUAUUUCAAUCUUAUUUUUACAUAAUUAAACUAAAAAGAUAUUAUGAUAUGGAUGAAAGGUUUAAAGGGUAAAAUUCUAAAUUUUACUAAAUAUUCAAAUAUAAUUAUAACUAGUUCAACAAGUAGGGUUUGUUUUGAUUUAGUAAUUUUCAUAAAUUUUACAUUUCUUUCACUUUGGAAUAUUGCUGAUUCUAAAACAAUCCAUUAAAUUGAGAAUGUUUCAACAAUAUUAUUAUCAAUUGAAUUAUUUCUACGUAUAACUUCAAUAAAAAUAAAGGAUUUCACUAGUAAUCCUAAUUACAUGUUUUAAGCAGCAAUAGUGAUUAUAAACAUUAUUGAAUUAACAAUAAAAGAUCUGUUAAGUGAUUUUGGUGAAUAAAAUUUAAGAUUAAUUAGAGGAACAAAAUGUUUAUUAUUUUACAGAUGUCUUAAAUAUAAUGCUAUGGCUGUUAGAAUUGGACAUAUAGCUUCAAUGACAUUUAAAUAAUAUAUUUACUUGACAUUUUUAAUGUUUCUAGUCAUUUUUAUGUAUGCUUUGGUCGGUAUGGAAAUGUUUGCAGGUGAAUUUGAUUAAAAUGAUACAUUAGGAUAAUUACAUUCAUAUAAUAAUAUUUUUAAGGCAUUCAUGACUAUAUUUAAUAUAAUGACUAAUGAUGAUUGGUAUGGAGUAUAUGUUAUGGGUAGUGAAUUAAAUUAUACUUUUGCAGUAAUUUAUUCAUAUUCUAUGGUUUUAAUAUUGAAUUAUUUAACAUAUGGUUUAUUUAUGGCUGUUUUAUUGGAUGGAUUUGGAAAAUAUUUAAAUUAAUCAACUGAAAAUACCCCUUUGUUUAAUGAUCAAUAACAUGCUGAAAUAACGUAGAAUUCAAAUGAAGAACUUGAAAAACAAGUUUAAUAAACUAUUCUUAGUCCAAUAGGAUCUUAAACUCAUUUUAUUUUUGAAAACAAUUAAACAAAAUCAAAAGUUGAUUUAAUAACUAAUUUUUUCAAAUCUAUCAGUAAUUUUUAUAAUUAUUUAGUUUAGAAUAAUUAAAUAAAGAAUUAUUAAAUCGAACACCAAAACUUUAUGCUGGAAUUGAAUGCUAGAGUUCUCUUUAUAUUUUUGAGAAAGAAAAUAUUAUAAGAAUAAUAUGUACUAAGGUUGCUACUUCUAAAAUUUAUGUAUACUUUAUGGACUUAGUAUUAUAUGCUUCUCUUGUUACAUUUAUUAUGAAUACCUAUUAUGAUUAUGAGGAUAGUUCAAAUAAUACAUGCAAUAUCAUUUAAUUAAUAAUAAAUAUAUGGAUGUCAAUUGAUAUAGUAAUAAAUGUUAUAGCCAAAGGAUUAUUUUUAGAUAAAGGUUCUUAUUUUAUUUCUUUAUGGUAAAUUUUGGAUAUUAUCUAUAUGAUAUCUCACUUCAUAACAUUUGGUAUAUCUGAUGCAUAAAUAUUAAAUUUUUUUUAAUAUUUUGGAUAUUUAAGACCAAUGAAAUUAUUAUUUCGCAUAAGUUGGUUAACUUAAUUAAGAAUAGCUCUUGGAUACUCUUUAGUUGAUAUCACAAAUGUUUUAAUUACGAUGUUGUCAGUUUGGAUUAUGUUUGGAGUUUACGGUAUAAUACUUUAUGAAGGUUCUUUUGGUUUUUGUGAUGAUAAAAUGAAUUUCGAUGUUAGUUUUGAUUAGUGUACUAGAGAGAAUGGACAUUGGAUUAAUUAUAAACAUAAUUUCGAUAACAUUACAAUAGCAAUUCCAACUCUGUUUGUAACAUCAACAUUAGAUGGUUGGGGAGAAAUUUAUUAAGUAGCAGAGAAUAGUUAAUUAUCAAAUAUAGGACCUUAACCAUUUAAUAGUUAUAUUUACACAUAUUUUUUCUUUAUAAUAUUUGUGUUUAUUGGUUCAAUGUUCUUUUUAAGUUUAUUUACAGGGGUAUUAUAUUCAAACUUGAAGGAAAAUUAAUAGAAGAUAGAAAUGACAGAUGUAACUUAGUCUUAAAAGGAAUUUUAAGAGAUCUCCUCUAUUAUUAUAAAAGAUUUCCCAAUAUUUAGUUCUCCUCCGACAAAUGGUAUAAGGAAAUUUGCAUCAGAUAUAACAAAUAAUUCUUAUCUUUUAAUUUUCAUGUAUCUCUUACUUAUAUUAGACUUAAUAAUUCUAUUAUUAUUUGAAUCAGAUAUGAGUGAAGAUUAUUUUAGAGCAGUGAAUAAUGUUCAUAAUGGUUUGACUGUAAUAUAUGUAGUUUGGAUAGUAUUAUUAUUUUUAGCUUUAGGUGUUGGUAGAUUUUUUGAUAAUUAUUGGAGAAGAUUUUAUUUUUUUUUGAUUUUCGUGUCAAUAAUAGAUUUUAUUGCUGAUUAUUCAGUAGAUUGGAUAAUGAUUUAUUAUAGAUCAACUCCUUAUGAUAAAGGUUAUUAAAUAUUAAGAAUUUUCUUUUCACUUAGAAGUUUAAGAGUGAUACUUAUAUUUUAAGGAUUAAUAAAUUUAUAAAGAUUGAUGAGAGUAAUGGUAUUUGCAUUGCCAUUUUUAGGUAAAAUCUUUACAAUAUUAAUGAUUGCAAUGUUAAUAUUUGCAUUGAUUGGUUGUUAAUUAUAUGGAUAAAUAGAUAGUGGAGCAGUUAUGGAUGAUUAAAUAAACUUUUAAAAUGUAGCUUAAGCAUUAUUGGCUCUAUUUAAAUGUGCUUCAGGAGAUGAUUGGAGAACUAUUAUGACAGAUACUAUGUAACAUAAUCCACUUUGUCUUGAUGAUCCUAAAUAUUGUGGAAAUGUAAAUAAUUAAUAUUUCUUUUUUCUUUUUAUGCUUUUGUCAAAUUAUGUAUUACUUAAUCUUUUUGUGCUUGGAUUAAUUGAAUAAUUUGAAUAGUUUUUCUAAUUAUAAAACUCUCUUAUUCAAACUUAUGUUGAAAAUGUUGAUAAAAUUAAAACUGUUUGGUGUAAAUACUCUUCUGAAACAUAAGGAUAGGCAAUGAAUUAUAAAUUUUUAUGUAAGUUUCUUUUAGAUAUUGGAAAACCUUUAGGUGGAGGAAGAGAAGAAAAUUUAUGGGAUGUUGCAAAAUUAGCAUCAAAUUUUAAACUAUAAUGGUAACUAUCAUUUCAUUAAAAAUAGUGAUCAUUAUGGUUUUAUAUAGUAUAAUUAAUUGAUGUAUGAACUAUUUAGAAGAUGUUUUGUCAAUGAAGUUUUUAAAGAGGGUUCUGAAAGUUCUAUUGUCAAAAUUAAAUAAUUCAAUAAAGAAAUGCAAUUAAGAUUAAUGUAUUAUAGAAAAAAUAGAUUAUUGGAAAGAUCAAAUAUAAGUCCUAAUAAAUAACUUAAAGCGAAUUUCAAUAUUUUACAUGAUUAUUUAACUGUACUCAUUUUAUUUAAGACUUGGGAAUCCUAUUCUAAAUUGAUGUUUUAGAAAAUUUGUAGAGAAGGUAAUUUUUCAGAUAGUGACGAAAUUUCAAUUCAUAAUGAUAAAAAAAACAAAUAAAAGUAUUUAUUUUAAUUUUAACUAUAUAGUUUUAAUAAUUUUGACUUUGAUGAUGAUUUAUCUGAAUCUGAUAACAUGACACAAUAAUAGAUGAUUAAUUAGAUUUCUUAAUAAUUUAAUAAUUCAUUAAAUUAAAAUUUAAUGAUGCAAUUUGGUGGUAGUAUUUAGAGUGUUUCAAAGAAUCAAAUUGGAAGCAUUAAAUAAACAAGUUCAAAAAGAGAUUAGAGUUUUAGAAAUAAUAAAAAGAAGGGCAAUUAAAAAAUUAAAAUUAAUGAAUAAUUGAAAGAUAAUGAAAGCAAUAAAGAAUUUAAACAUUGGAAUACUCAGUAAAGUUAAUCAUAAAUAGAUAAGAAUGAAAAACUACCUUAUUAUAAAAAUUAAUAUGAUCUCUCUUUAUAAAGCGACUAUAGAGAAGGUACAUUAUUAAAUGUAAAAAAAAAUUAUUGA